Molecule: messenger RNA, 2617 nt
Organism: Thalassophryne amazonica
Lineage: Eukaryota; Metazoa; Chordata; Actinopteri; Batrachoidiformes; Batrachoididae
Gene: cep63
Product: centrosomal protein 63
Exons: 14
Coding region: 144-2261 (705 amino acids)
Biological process (GO): de novo centriole assembly involved in multi-ciliated epithelial cell differentiation; centriole replication
Cellular component (GO): centriole
Source: RefSeq, a predicted model, not a curated record
AACAACGAAGAAGCGACGCAAACACAAGAUGUGGCUCAUGUUUGCUGUUACUUUUCUUCACUUUAACUCUCUAACUGCAAGUGUUGCGUGUCGUCGAGUCUGAACACUUUGAGGAGGGUCGUGUUUAACCAAAGAAAGUACAUAUGGAGGCUUCUGUGGGAUCAAGACAAAAUCACGACUUAAGUACUGUCUUGUCAUCGUGUGAGCCAGAGCUGCAAGAGCUGAUGAGACAGAUUGACAUUAUGCUCAGUAAUCAGAGGAAGGAGUGGGAGGCUGAAAUUCAGGCCAUGGAGUUCCGGCUGAAAAGUACACAAGAGGAGCUACAAACAUCAAGAAGUCUAAUUGAACGGAGAGACUUUCAGCUCAAGUUGCUUCACAAGCAAUUGGAUGACAGUCAGACAGUCCAACGAGAGAAAGAACAACAACUGCAGAAAGUCUCCAAUGAGUUGGAUGAAUUAAAGAAGAGUUACCACAAACGUCAGCGCAAACAGUAUAAGGAGACCAGUGUGGGAGCAAACAAGAAGGAGAAGGACUGUGCACAGACAGCACACCUCAAAGAAAAGAUUCAGGAGUAUCAGCAGCUUUCUGCAGAGUGGGAACAGCAGUGCAUCCAGCACCAAAAACAAGUGAUGGCACUGGAGGCCCAGAAUAAGAACCUCCGGGAUGAACUCACACACAUGAGAUCACAGUGGGCUUCCUGGCAAAAAGCGAGGGAGCACAGGCAGAACAGUUUAGAGGUACAGCAGCGGCUUUGCACUCAGCUGGAAAAGACUCAGAGUCAGCUCCAUUCCCAGGAACUUGAACUGGAGCGCCUCCGACCCCUAGAGAUGCACCUGGAACAGCAGGUGCUUGAAGAAGAAAAGGAUGAGGUCUGCAGCUCGCUGAACUCUCAGGACGUGUUUGUGAAAAACAGUGUUCGUGAGCACCAAAGGCUUCAGAAUGAGGCGGCCAAACUCAUCCAAAUACUGAAAGCGAAGGAGGAAAUAAUUUGCUCUCUGGAGGACUGUCUGGCUGCAACCGGCUGUACUGGAGUAGAAGCCCUCAGACGGGAUCUGGAAAAGACCACCACUAAGUUUCACUGUGCCCAAGCACGUGAGCUCCAUCUCAAGACUGAAGUAGCACAUCUCAAAGAAAGAUUAGAAAAGGCCAACAGACAGAGAACAGACCAUUUAAAGACCGAGCAAGAGCUGAAGAACAUGAAGGAGGAUUAUGAUGCCAUUGUUGCCAAGACUAUAAAGCUCCAAGAGACUAUUCAAAGAGCCGAGCAGACUCACAGCAGUGAGGUGGAGGGAAUGAGGGAAAAGGUGGCAAAGUUAACCAAUGAGCUGCACCAGCGAGACCUGACCAUCGCCACAAUGAGCGGCUCCUCAUCCACCAUCAAGCAGCAGCUUCAUGAGGAGGUGGUCCGAGCGGAGCAGAAAGCAACUGAGCUUAAAGUGACUCGGGCACAGCUGGAGACUCUUCAAACAGAGAAUCACAGUCUGAAGGAUCUCCUGCAGAGACUCGUGACUCAGACACCCAAGAGGGGCGAUUCCUCGCUUGCAUCGCUGAAGGAGAGUUAUGCAUCUUCUCUGAGCAGUCUGGAAGGUCAGAAUCUACAGUUACAGCGGCAACUUUCUGAGGCACAAACCCAACUUGAGCUCUCCAAUCGGACGUGGCAGGAGAAAUAUGAACAAGCUCUCAGUCGUGCCAAAACUGAGCAGUCACAGACUAAUCAGGACAGUCCUGAUGAUGCCAGACAUCAGCAACAUGUGGAGGAGAUGGAGGCCAUGAAAGCUAGAAUGCAGGAGAACACCACUCGCUAUGAAGAGGAGAUCCAGAGACUCUUCAAGCAGCUGCAGAACUUGUCUCAUUCAUCCAGAGAGCAGCUUAGUUCUCAGGUUAAAGAUGGAACUCAGAUCCAAGCCUCUUCGUCCUCCUCCUGCUCAUCGGGCAAUGCGAGGCAGACCCAGACAAAUUUAGUACCUGCCAUUUCCCACACUGAGUCUACUGCUGAAGACAAGAACCCAAGAUCUGAACAUUCUCUCGCCUUGAUGACCACAGAAAAAGUCCCACAGAUGGAGCCUUUGUCAGUGUUGUCUGCAGAUACAACAGUCUCUCGUUUUUUGGAGCAAGAAAGCUUGCGCUCAAAGGAGCUGCUCCACAGACUGGACAUCCACAUCCAGGGCAUGAGAGAGGAAAACAGCAAGACUGUUGCAAAAUACCUCCCUAGUGGCUCCAGACCUGAAUCUAGACAGACUUCUGUGCAGGACGGUCAGUGAUUGACUGAGAUGGAAUUAAUAUGAGGGAAAAAGUGCCAUGAACACUGCAGCAGAUUGUUUUUGUACAAGCUUGUAUGUGGUGGUGACUGACAUAAGAUGGUAUGUACGACACCAGUUUUUAAGCCUAAAGCUUGUUCAUCUGUCCUCAGGUAUGUUAUACAGACAUAUCUGUAAGUAUUUGGACAAGGACAUGAUUUUUGUCUCUGGACUCCACCACAAUGGAGUAUAAAUGAAACAAGACUUUUUUUCUGAGUAGUUUAGACUGUUCCCAUUAAUUCAAAGGGUUUAAUAAAAAUAUAUGCCUUAACCACUUUUAUACAUAGUCCUCUCAUUUUCAGGGGACAUUAUUAACUGGA